Messenger RNA from Gadus chalcogrammus (walleye pollock), 2200 nucleotides. It is a transcript of the gene mettl24, whose product is annotated as methyltransferase like 24. Lineage: Eukaryota; Metazoa; Chordata; Actinopteri; Gadiformes; Gadidae. The coding region runs from base 292 to 1152 and encodes 286 amino acids. The record is from RefSeq and is a predicted model, not a curated record. The transcript has 5 exons.
CCGACCGGCCCCGUGCCGCUGCGUACGGGCUGGGGUCCGGAGCGUCUCCACGGGGGGCUGGUCCUGCGCGCCUGCCUGCUGCUCACGGCGUUCUCCGUGUGCGCCCACGUCUACCUGGAGCGGGCCCGGGGUGGUGGAGCGUCGCCGGCCCCCCUGGCCGCCAGCGCGGCCCGCUCGGGACGUCCCACCCUGGCGUCCCACCCUGGGGAGGGCAGACCCGGGGCCGGGACCCCGAGGCCGGGCCGGGCCCUCAGGCGGAGGGUGUCCUACGUGCGUGACGGAGCGCCGAAGAUGAAGGACCCCUCGUUGUCCCGGGGGAUGAAGGAAGGCGGAGAAGGGCGUCCGCAGCGCCGCCCGCACAAAAAGGCUCUGCGCUGGCGUAUUGAGCUUGAGCCGUGGGCGAGCGAGCAGCAGUCCCUGGAGGACGAGGCCGGGCGGUUCCUCCACUACAUCACCACGCCGCAGGUGUCCUGUGGCUCCCUGGCCAAUGGGAAGGCAGAUGAGGGGGAGGGGUCUCUGGGGGCCUGGGCCGUCUGUCUGGAUCAGAGCUACAGCCUGUGGCACAAGGUCCACAGCAAGCACUGCAGGAUCUAUUCCCUGGGACUGGGUAUGGAGGAGCGGGCCCUGGAGGGCUUCCUGGCCCAGGCGGGCUGUGAGGUCCACUGCUUCGACCCCAGCCUGAAGCAGCCCCACCGCCAGCAGCAGCCCCGUCUGUGGCUGCACCGCCUCUCCGUGGACUGGAGGGACCCCCCCCCGGCCGCGCGGGCCCAGCGCCACCAGCACGCCAGCACCAAGAAACUGGCCGCCGUCCUCAACGACUUUGGACACAGAGAGGUGGACGUGCUGAAGGCGGACAUGGAGAGCGCCGAGUGGAAGAUCCUGGAGAACCUGGUCCUGGAGGGCGUCCUGGACCAGGUGGGCCAGCUGCUGCUGGAGGUCCACCUCCACUGGGCGGGCUUCGAGGUGGGCGGCCACGACCCUGCCGUGGUGCGCUACUGGUUCAGCCUGCUCCAGGAGCUGCACCGGGCCAGCUUCCGCCUCUUCCGUUGCCACAGCGACCCGGCCAAGCCGCACGUCUUCCUGCACAAGAACGUGCUGAACGCCAGCAGCACUUACACCCUGGGCUUCGUGAACACCCAGUGGAGACCGUGAGGAAUACUGAGCCAAAACAGACGUUGUUUGUUGGAAGUUGGAGGUACUCCAGAGGUCAAAAGGGAAAAAGUAAAGUGAGAUAAAAGGUUUCUCCGGAUAUUAACCCGAGUCUUACCCACCCAUGAGGUUUAAGUCUUGCAGCGAUUCCCAUCCCACCUUCUCCUAUAUGUCUAUGGGCCUGCAAUGACCUCAGCUGUGUCGCACUCCCUUGUUCGUAUUCAUUCCCUUGACUGCGUCGGCUCACCUGCAACCAACCACAGCAACAGUCCUAGACGGUGUGUGGGCUGAACGCAGCACCACCAAGCAGGCAUCGAGACCACACCAGCAGGCUUUGUGCCCAGAAAGAAAAGGAGCUGUAUUUGUUUGUCAUCACGUUAAGGUGGUUGUGGGCAGUCAGUAUAAACUGCAUGGAACACAGACCGGGUAAUGGAGGUACCUAAAGGGUUCCUUUAGCGCUAUCAAGUGCAUAGAUAUCCGAAUUGAGGAAAGAUCUGGGACCGCCUUGUGCAGUGAGAACAGACCGGAUGAGAGCAUGUUGUCAAUACUGUGAGGGCUGCUUUGACUUUUAUUGUUCUUCCAAGAAAUGAGUGGGAGCUGGAAUAGAACGCUGCGCUGCUGUAGCAGCUUUACAAAGAGAAAAUAAAAGACUGACAGAAAAAUGUACUUCAAUAAUGACUACGCUUAUCAUACAUUUUGGUUACCCAAUAGGAAAUGUCACUUUGGCUGCCAAUAAGCAGUUGCACCAUUCUAUCUGCCCUCUCUCUCUCUCUCUCUCUCUCUCUCUCUCUCUCUCUCUGCCAGGCCUUGUGAUCUAUAAUCUCUGUCAUUGCAGAACUUGAGUCACCAGAAUUUAUUAGAAAAUACUCCACUAGAUUGACAACGUAGGAAUAAUUUCCCAGUCCAUUAUCAUUGUUAUGCUAAUAAUUUACAGCAGUUCAAAGAGAACGAAAAGGGUUUUUUCUUUAUUUUCUUUGGGAAGGCUAUUAAGCAGCUGUCAUGGUUAAGAGGAAGAAAUAGCCACAAACGAAUUGGAGGCCAAUAAACUGUA